This is a messenger RNA of Pseudoliparis swirei, 4916 nucleotides long. RefSeq names its product sortilin-related VPS10 domain containing receptor 2 (gene sorcs2). Gene Ontology annotation, molecular function: protein binding. The record is from RefSeq and is a predicted model, not a curated record. NCBI's taxonomy places the organism in Eukaryota, Metazoa, Chordata, Actinopteri, Perciformes, Liparidae. Bases 39 to 3437 code for a protein of 1132 amino acids. The transcript has 27 exons. Gene Ontology annotation, cellular component: membrane.
CAGUCUCUGUGAUACUCGGCGCUACUGCGGCGCAAAACAUGGCGUGUCUGCGCCCCGAAGAGCCGCUCUCCGCCGCCGCGCAUCUCUGCGUCUUUCUGUUGAUCGCCUCGGCCUGGAUGACCGGGCCGGGACCCGUGCGCGGUGACAACGGGGUUAUAACCCGGCGCGGCGGGGAAGACCCUCUGUUUGGCACGGGCAGCGCAGACGGAGGCUCCUCGCCGGGCUCACCGACAGACGGUGACGAGGAAGCCGCUGGCGGGGAGAGUUCACCCCGCUUCAGGAGAGCGCUGUCCCGGGAAAAACCAAUGACCCUGCUGAGCAGCUCGUUCGUGCUCAAAGGGGAUGCGACCCACAACCAGGCGAUGGUCCACUGGACAGGAGAGAACAGCAGCGUCAUCCUGAUCCUGACCAAGUACUACCAUGCUGACUCAACCAAGGUGCUGGAGAGCUCACUUUGGAGGUCUACUGACUAUGGCACCACCUACACCAAACUCAACCUGAUGCCAGGAACAACUAUCGUGUUAACCAGCUUCUACAUUUGCCCAAACAACAAAAAAAAGGUACUGUUGGUAGGUUCAUCCGUAAAUGAAAGGGAUCAGAUGCUGUUCAUCAGCACCGACGAAGGUGCCUCCUUCCAGCGACAAACCAUCUCCUUUACACCGGACACGCUCAUCUUCCACCCUAAGGAAGAAGACAAGCUCCUGGCCUACUGUAAAGAUGGCAGGCUCUUCGCUUCGACAGACCUGGGCCGCAAGUGGACUUUGCUUCAAGAGCGGGUGACCAAGGACAAAGUGUUUUGGUCAGUAUCUAAUGUGGAUGUGGACCCUGAUUUGGUGCACAUGGAAAUGCAAGACACAAGUGAAGGUUACCUGUAUGUUACCUGUCUCAUCCAGAACUGUUCGGACAAAAUGUUGACUGCUCAGUUUCUUGGCAAAAUCGACCACAACUCUCUACUGGUGCAGGAUGACUACAUAUUUGUCAAGGUCACCACAGGGGUUCCUACCAAGUACUUUGUGUCCUAUCGGCGCAAUGAAUUUGUCCAGAUGAGAUUUCCUAAGUACGCAUUACCAAAGGAUGUUCAGAUAGUGAGUACGGACAAGAACCAAGUCUUCCUCGCCCUCCAGGAGUGGUACCAGUCAGACACAUAUAACCUGUACCAGUCCGACCCCCAGGGCAUCUACUACUCUAUCGUCCUGGAAAAUGUUCGCAGCACCAAGCAGCCAGAAGAGAAUGUCCUCAUUGACAUACUUGAGGUGCGUGGAAUCAACGGAGUCUUUCUAGCCAAUCAGAAGAUCAAUGGCAAAGUGACAACUCUCAUCACCUAUAACAAGGGGCAACACUGGGAAUCGUUGGUUCCACCUACCACUGACAUGAAUGGCAAGCAAAUCAGCUGCAAAGCACCGGACUGUCACCUCCACCUCCACCUCCGCUGGGCAGACAACCCCUAUGUGUCUGGGACAGUCCACACCAAAGAUUCUGCCCCAGGUCUCAUCAUGGGUGCUGGUAACCUUGGCUCCAAGCUAGUAGAGUAUAAGGAAGAGAUGUACAUCACUUCAGACUGCGGGAAGACAUGGAGACAGGUUUUUGAGGAGGAGCAUCACAUCCUGUACCUUGACCACGGUGGGGUCAUUGUUGCCAUCAAGGACACCUCCAUUCCCCUCAAGAUACUCAAGUUCAGUAUUGAUGAAGGACGGACGUGGACCAUUCACAACUUCACCAGCACCUCAGUGUUUGUUGAUGGACUCCUGAGUGAGCCAGGAGACGAGACCCUGGUUAUGACUGUGUUUGGGCACAUCAGCUACAGGUCAGACUGGGAGUUGGUCAAAGUGGACUUCAGGCAGUCGUUCCCGCAUCAGUGUACAGAGUCUGAAUACGGGCUCUGGAGGCUAAAAGACCUCCAGGGAGAGAAGUGCAUUAUGGGCCAGGAGCGGAGUUUCAGAAAAAGGAAGGAUGCAGCGUUCUGUAUCAAAGGGAAAAGCUACACAUCAGCUCUCACCACCAAAGCUUGCCAAUGCACAGAAAGAGACUUCAACUGUGACUAUGGUUUUGAACGGUCCCCAACUGGAGGCCAUCGCUGCUUCGCUGACUUCUGGCAUGAUCCAGAUUCACCACCCAAAGACUGCCAUCUAGGACAAUCGUAUACGUCCAGCACUGGCUACAGGAAGGUGAUAUCUAACAUGUGUGAAGGGGGGCUUAACCAGCAGCACAGUAGCAAACAGCACAACUGCCCUCUGUUGCCCCCAAAAGGACUACAGGUUGGCAUCAAAGGUCAAAUGUUGGCCGUGGCUCCUGGUGAUGACAUCACUUUCAUUGUCCACCAGGAAGAGGGUGACACCAGUAGCACUAGGUACCAGGUGGACCUCGGCGACGGGGUUUGGGCCAUCUACCAGAAUUUGACAGUGACAGACGAGCCCAUCCAACAUCGUUAUAAAAAUCCAGGCGUUUACAAGGUCACUGUAAAGGCAGAGAACAUGGCAGGGCAAGAUGAGGCCACCAUGUACAUCCAGGUCACAGCCCCCCUACAGGAAGUGCACCUGGAAGUGGUACCCAUCACUCGUAGAAACCAUGAGGUUAAUCUGACAGCCAUAGUCCUUCCCAUUGAGGCCAACCUGUCUGUCUUCUACUGGUGGAUUGGAGACUACCAGCGGCCUACACUGACUCUGCAGAACAGCCUUUUGACUCGUUUUCCUGAGACAGGAGAGGUUUCAGUCACUGUCCAGGCUUCUAAUGGACGAUCUAUGGUGCAGGAUACCAGGACAGUUCGAGUCUACGAUAACUUCCAGGUCAUCCCUCUGAGUUUCAGCACAAGUCUGGACAACUUCAACCCCAACAUUCCAGAGUGGCGAGAGGAAAUCGGCCAGGUUGUCACCAAAAUACUCGUUAAGACAACAGGUGUCCCUCUGGAGUCCCUGGUUACGGUGGUGAAGCCAGGCCUCCCCACCACAGCUGACUUGUACAUCCUGCCACUGGACAGGAAACCAGCCAAGACAAGCAAGGUUCAAGAUAAGCGUAUUCCAGCCAUCAUACAAUUCUUCAAUGGCAACAAUGUCAGCUUUGUUAUGCGUGGAGGACUUCAAGUGCUGGUGAAGCUAGCUGAUCCGAACGCAGGCUACCAUGGAGCUGUUGGAGGUCCAGGUUUUUGGGCCCUUACAGUGACUUUCUCAGUAAGCAUCAUCGCCACUGGCUGCUUCAUCCUUUACAAGUUCAAAAGGAAGCUCCCAGGUAGCCGUAACGUCUAUGCUCCGAUGCACAACGAGAAGGAGCAGGAGAUGACCAGCCCUGUCAAUCAUAGCGAGGACACCCAGGACAUCAUCCAGGGUCAGGAGUUCAUUGACGAUGACCUGGACUCGCAGACUCUAGGUAACACAGGAGGCAGCCAUUCCGGUGUGGUCCUUAGCAUCAACUCCAGAGAACUACACACUUACUUGACCAGCUGAUGCCUGCCAUGGCAAUGCUAACGAGCUAGACUAACAAGCAGCAUCGUGACUCCACUCGGCCGUCCUCCCCUCUCCUUCUCUUUUUUACCACACCAUGGCUUCCUGAACACUUCAGCAGCUAAAAUGUGAUUUUUGGUAUGGAGGUCUUGAUGGCCUCACAUGGACACUUGGUUGUUUUCUUUUCAAAACACAGAUAACCUAGUCUCUUACAAUGCUCAAAAGCAGUGACUAACUAUUUUUCAGUAAUAUUCAGUCAGAGAAUGUUGAUCCAUUUGGUAAUCCAAAAGGCCAUUGCCACUGAAAUUAGGUAAUGGCCAAAGAUGGGUGCACUUUAAUGAUUUUCAAGCAUUGAGUUGUGAAUAUUGGAGAGAAAAUAUCUUUAUUCUUUAAUUGUAUUCACCCUUUGCUUCCCACCAAUAGACAAUAAUAUGACAGUUUUGGCAUGCAAGAUAAUGGUGUUGCACUUUCUUAAAUUCAUAUUUCACAGCUUCUCUGGAAUCCUACUAUUCCUCCUCCCCAAUCUUUCUGCGUCAGAGUUUCCCUAGAGUCAUACACCAUCGUGAAGGCAGCGUAGUUGAUGUAUUUUACUGUAUCAGCCUAUAUUAGGCAUAGCCCACAGUGGAAUAAUGGCUCCUUUAAGAUCUGGUAGUUUGUAUGUAAAUGUUUAAAUAUGAGCAAUCUCUACUUUGUACAUGAGUUUGGGAGUGAUUUACUACCAAGCAAUUUGUUUUAACUCGGUUGAAAAUAAUCUCCAGUUUCCUUUUCCUUUCAUAAUCCAGUGUAAAGUCAUGUUCAAGAUAAGUGUAUCGUCUUCAUUGUUAACUGGAAAUAAUUUUCUUCUCAUAUAAAAAAUACUCGCAACUACACGGUGACAACUAUGUAUAUGGAUACUGUAUAUUUGAUAGACCUUAUUCCUCAGUUUCAAUGGUUAUUGAUGUGGCUUUCGAUUAAGUCUUUGUCUUUGUUCAGUUGUUUUGUUUGUCUGUGUCAAUAGAUAAACAAAACAACUGAACAAAGACCUUUUGAUUUAGUCUGUAUACUUUACAGACUCUGAUUUAAAAGGUCUUUGGAUGUCAAGCAUUUACAGUUUUUCUUAUGUUACUUUUGAUGAAGUACUUGCUGUCGACACAUACCAAACAAAACAACUGAACCCUUCGGGUGUAAAGCCUUAACAGACUACCAAUGCAAACCCCUUCAGAUCAAUCACUCAUUCUGAUAUACACCUUUUGUACAUAUUAUGCUCAUGUUCAACUUGUUCUUAUUUUUCUGGUGAUGGGUUGUCAUGUAUCAGUCCCCCUAACCUUAACAAAGUAGAACUUAUGAUAUUCCAAUAUAGGGAAGAGUAAGGUUGACCACACCAUUUUUUAUGUUCCUCUCUUUUUUUAGGGUUGUUUGAUGUAUUGAUUUUGUUUUUUAAAGAAUUGUGUCCUGGAAGCUUAUUGCACUCAACCUGCAUCCUGGAAUAAAUCACUCUCGUAA